This is a messenger RNA of Drosophila elegans, 2069 nucleotides long. Its product is annotated as zinc finger protein 620-like. Gene Ontology annotation, molecular function: zinc ion binding; RNA polymerase II cis-regulatory region sequence-specific DNA binding; DNA-binding transcription factor activity. The transcript is spliced from 2 exons. Gene Ontology annotation, biological process: regulation of transcription by RNA polymerase II. NCBI's taxonomy places the organism in Eukaryota, Metazoa, Arthropoda, Insecta, Diptera, Drosophilidae. The record is from RefSeq and is a predicted model, not a curated record. Bases 182 to 1936 code for a protein of 584 amino acids. Gene Ontology annotation, cellular component: nucleus.
AAUCUGAAAGUACAACUUAUUUGCAGCGCAGUGUUAAAAUUGACACUCACAACGCGUCGCCUGCAAUAUUUUAGCCAUUUACUGAGAAGCGUUAUUCUUUUCUGGUAAACAGAAGUGCUCUCUUCAAAUAAUAACAAAUAUUAAAUUUAAGGAAAGAAAGAAAGGACCUUGGAAAAGAAAAAUGAGCGCGCUGUGCCGCACUUGUUGCCAGGAGGCGGAGCAUGCCAAGAUGCUAUUCCACAAGGAACGCAGCUACGUCCUGCAUAACAUACUGAAGCUAACUGGGAUUUGGGUGAACUAUUUUACCAAGCUUUUUGAAAUCUUAAUGAUCACAGGGCCAUAUUCCACUCCUUUCCAGUUAAGUGAGAAGCCCGGAGUGCCCUCAAGGAUUUGUUUGACCUGUCUUCUAGACCUUCACAAAGCCAUGGCCUUUCGGGAGCGCUGCAUUAAGGCAAAUGAAUCCUGGUCCGAGCAGAAGGACACACAAGCGGAUUUAGAACCUCAAUUGAAGGACGACAUUGAUCAAGUAGGGAUUCGAGUGCAACUAGUGCCGUUGAACUCCUUGCAUAAACCAAAAAUGGCUGUGCUCCGGAAGAUUUCACCACAACGCAGCAGGAAUCCGGAUGAAACUCCGUCAGACCCCAUAGAAAGGCCUUUAAAUUUUUGUUCUGGUUCUAAACUCUCUUUUGUUAGUCUCGUGGAUCCCCUACAUUGCGAGGCCAGUAUCCAGGUGAAGAAACCCUUAACGGCUGUGCUAGAAAAGAAAGCGCAAGAGCUCACAAGAGAACUGGGUGAGGCUUUGCCAAAGACCCAAGGCAAUCUUGUACAUUUUUUUUCCGACCCUGAAGUCCCUUCUGUUAAAGUCGUGGAGCCCCUAGGGCGCGAGGACAUUAUCCAGUUGACGAAACAAAAAAUCAGUGUAAGGAAGAUUUCAUCAAAACGCACAAAGAGCAUUGGGAACCUUUCAAAUGGCUUUUCUGGCACUGAAGUUCCUUCUAUUGAUAUCCAGGUGAAGAUCGAACCAUCCAGUACUUCACAAGAACAAAAAGAGAUUAUGUCAGCGAGGAUUCCACAACCAAGCAACAGCAAACUGUAUAAGACUCGGUUUAAGAUUACAGACAACUGCAUUUAUCAUUGGGCUAGCCCUGUGUCCCCUUCUGUUGAACUGGAUCCUUUAAGAUGCGAAGACAACAUUCAAGUGAUGAACGAGCCCCUUCUUUCGGAUGAUGAGCCUGUGGAAUCAGUAAACCAAGAAAUCAUGAAAGAGGAACCCGGAAUCCAACACGACGUAGAAGUAAAAUCCACAAACGAGCAAAUCAUAGAUGUACGACCGUCUUCCAAUAACAAAACCAAAAGAACAAUUAGAAAAAAGAGCAAAGAAGAAAAAUAUGCCGCACGAAAAAGGUGGGCGGCGGUGCAAAGAGCUCUUGCAAAGGAGCAGAGACCCUAUUUUUGCGAUCAAUGCGGAAAAACCUUCAGCGAACAGGGCAAUUUCAAUCUGCACCUCAAGCGGCACAAGGGCGUCAGGGAGUUCCAGUGCAAGGAGUGCGACCGCAGGUUUUUCAGCCAGCAUCUCCUCAGUCUGCAUGUGCGGAUCAAGCAUCGCGGUGAAAAGCCCUAUAAGUGCAAGUACUGUGGCCAGCGCUUCCACAACUGCCUUAGGCGGUUGGACCACGAGCGGAACCACAAGGAGUGCCCCGACCAUAGACCGUACGUGUGCCCCAUCUGCAACAAGGCAUUCAAGAAAAACAGGAUGCUAAAGUUCCACGGCGUGGUGCACACGGGCGAACAGCCCUACCAGUGCGAGAUCUGCAAGACACACUUCAAUCGGAUGAGCAGCCUGAGAACCCACUUCAAAUCCAAGCAGCAUCGAUUGAGAGUCGAAAAGCAGGAGAAAACGAAAACACUGGAUGAUGGAGAUGAAACUUUGCCAUAGGAUGAGUGAAGCAUUUGUUUCCAGUUCAAGAUUGUUAUAAAGUUCUACUUGGCCUACAAAGAUGUAUUUGUUUUAUGUUAAAUUUUUUAUGCUUUAAUAUACAGAUUAUUUAAUACACAUUUUGUUUCAAAAA